Molecule: messenger RNA, 824 nt
Organism: Eleginops maclovinus (Patagonian blennie)
Lineage: Eukaryota; Metazoa; Chordata; Actinopteri; Perciformes; Eleginopidae
Product: ladderlectin-like
Exons: 8
Coding region: 216-710 (164 amino acids)
Source: RefSeq, a predicted model, not a curated record
AGCCUUACAGGAACGAUGAACAGACUUUAGACUUUCUUUAUUCCACUGAUGUCCUUCAGUGCUGCCCUCCACACGCCCACAUGAGCGUGAAUGUGUGUUCCAAGUGUUUGUAUAAAGAGCGGGGAGACCUGAUCCUCAUCACUGCAUCACUGAGCUGACACCUGGAAAAACUUCUCCUCACAUCUACCUGACAGAACAACCAGUUGUUCAUCACCAUGAAGACUCUCGUGGUCCUCUCCGUACUCCUCUGUGCUGCAUUUGCAGCUCCAGCUGAAGAGAAGGCUCCAGCACCUGUGUUUGAGGAGGUAGCAGCACCUGAAUCUCGCUUUAACUUCUGUCCUGAUGGCUGGUACAGCCAUAACUCUCGCUGCUUCAUCGUCGCCAAUUCUGCCACCGACUGGUACACUGCUGAGGAGCACUGCACCAGCCUGGGAGCCCACCUUGCCUCUGCCACGAAUGCCAGAGAGUACGCUUUCCUGCAGGAGAUCACAAGGAAAGCCGGUCUGAGCAAUGCAUGGCUGGGAGGCUUCAACCUGCAGAGCCGCUGGAUGUGGAUUGAUAGUCAGGGCUUCUACUACCAAAAGUGGUACUCCCAGUCCACCUCCAGCAGCUACGCCUGCGUCUACUUGAACACCGGCUAUGGUUGGUCUAACUGCCCAUGCACCUCUGCUCGGCGCUUCAUCUGCUCCAAGAAUCCUUUCAGCUGUUAACAUACAGGCUGAACAUCUGGGCUCUAUUCCUCUGUUUAAAGCCAACCCAUGUCUUACUGAAUUAACCAUUGUGUAUAUAUCACUGUUCCUUAAUAAAGACUUACAAUAAUGGGA